ACGCAACAGGAAUUCAGCAGAACAGACAGAAAUUGACAACAGGGCGGGUGUUGGGGUUUUGUUUUUUUAAUUUUUAUUUUUAUUUUUUAAAGCGAGCUGUCUAUUACAUUAUAAUCUCUCAUAAUUUCCCCCAAACAGGUAUACAGAAUGGUUGUCGUAGGUACUGGGGCAGGUUUAGCCCAUAAAGUGCUUUUGAUCUCCGGGAAACAGGCUGGCACAGCAGCCGGAGCACAGGGUGGGUUUAACCGGUCCAUGUCUGUAGUGCUGCCGCCGGCCUCUCAGGUUUCAUCGGAUUCAGAUUCAAAUGGAUCCGGACAGCCUCUCCGCAAACGACAGAGGCUCACACACUUGAGCCCGGAAGAGAAAUCACUUAGAAGGAAACUAAAAAACAGAGUAGCAGCACAGACUGCUAGAGACAGAAAGAAAGCAAAAAUGGGUGAAUUGGAACAGCAAGUUAUAGAGCUGGAGAUUGAGAAUGACAAACUUCUCAUUGAAAAUCAGCUUCUUCUUGAGAAGGCAGAGGGUCUUCAGGCAGAGAAUGAGGAACUGCGUCAAAGGCUGGGUUUGGAUACCCUUCAAGUAGAAGAGAAAGAGACCAAGGUAACCACACUGAUUUCUUUCACUUCAGUUGGAGCAGCUACGUGUGCCUCUGCAGCAGGUGCAGGCCCAGAUAUCAUCAAGCCUGAAGAAGUCCACAUGGGUACUGACAUUCCUGACUCUUCAGGCCCUGAGUCUGAUCUCUUGUUUAGCCUUCUGGACAUCCUUGACCCAGAAAUGUUUCUCAAGUGUCACGACUCCGAGCCUAAGGAGCUGUCAGAAGUUGGGGGUGCGGGAGAUUCAGUAUUUACCUCCCCAUCUCCGCCUCUGGGGACCCCACCAGUUAAGCUGGAAGCCAUUAAUGAACUGAUCCACUUUGACCACAUCUAUACCAAGCCCCUGGCUGAGGAGGUGGUGUAUGCUGAGCAGGGUGAAGAAAGUGUCAAAGUAGUGAAGGUGGAGGAGGAAGUGAUGGAGGAGGUCUUGUCAGUCUGUGUGAAGGAGGAGCCCAGUGAUGUGGCUCUGAUCCCUGGCAUGAGAGUUGAUGACUUCCUGUCCUCUGCACCUCCUCCUGCUCCCCAAAGCGAUCAUGACAAAUCAGGCUACAUGUUGGAUGCUUACAGCGACUCUGGCUACGAGAGGUCCCCUUCCCCCUUCAGUAACAUGUCCUCCCCGCUGUGCUCGGAUGGCUCGUGGGAGGAUGCGUUUGCCAAUGAACUCUUUCCCCAGUUAAUCAGUGUUUGAAAUGAUGACCGACCCAAACGGAAUAGUCUUGUAUAAAGUCUUAGUUUUCAAAAAUGAUCUGCCUUUUUGUUGACUGCAACUUCAUAACUUGUGAAGGUGUUGACACUGGUGGUAUCCCAACCCCAUUCCACUGUAAAUGAGACCAGAUUUGUUUCUCGCAGAUUCAAGAAUAACCCACUUUGUGGGGGUGAUCACAUUGUUUAGCCUUAAAGCAGAUGUUAGUCUAGCUUCCUGUGUAGGUUGUAAGAAUGUUUCCCAAAGCUUGAAAUUGAUGCUAAUGUUACUAUUCCAAAAGGAAAGAUGCAUGAAAUCCUUUUUUUUUUUUUUUUUUUUUUUUUUUUUUUUAGGUGAGCAAGUGUCCUGUAUUUUUAUAAGUCCUGUGGACACAUCUAUAUUGGAUAAAACAA
Molecule: messenger RNA, 1688 nt
Organism: Polyodon spathula (Mississippi paddlefish)
Lineage: Eukaryota; Metazoa; Chordata; Actinopteri; Acipenseriformes; Polyodontidae
Exons: 6
Coding region: 148-1281 (377 amino acids)
Cellular component (GO): nucleus
Molecular function (GO): RNA polymerase II transcription regulatory region sequence-specific DNA binding; DNA-binding transcription factor activity, RNA polymerase II-specific
Source: RefSeq, a predicted model, not a curated record